AUGCCAGCAGCCUGUCGGGCCCCCCUGAAAGCCCCCGGGGAGUUGGGGUACCCCCUGGCAGCGCCUUUGGGCCCCCUCCGGGAACACGGGCUCCCCGAGCUCCCCCAGCCCCUGGGCAAGAGCAAGAGCAAGAAGAGGAGGAACAGAACCACCUUCAGCACGUUCCAGCUGGAGGAGCUGGAGAAGGUUUUCCAGAAGACACAUUAUCCCGACGUCUACGCCCGGGAGCAGUUGGCGCUGAGGACGGAACUGACCGAAGCCAGAGUGCAGGUGGGACAGAGGGACCGCGCGUGGCUGCCCCGGGAGGGAAACUGA
This is a messenger RNA of Chaetura pelagica (chimney swift), 315 nucleotides long. Its product is annotated as homeobox protein aristaless-like 3. Gene Ontology annotation, molecular function: DNA-binding transcription factor activity, RNA polymerase II-specific; RNA polymerase II transcription regulatory region sequence-specific DNA binding. Bases 1 to 315 code for a protein of 104 amino acids. Gene Ontology annotation, biological process: regulation of transcription by RNA polymerase II. Lineage: Eukaryota; Metazoa; Chordata; Aves; Apodiformes; Apodidae. The transcript is spliced from 2 exons. The record is from RefSeq and is a predicted model, not a curated record.